Messenger RNA from Neltuma alba, 1433 nucleotides. RefSeq names its product protein IRX15-LIKE-like. Gene Ontology annotation, biological process: xylan biosynthetic process. The record is from RefSeq and is a predicted model, not a curated record. NCBI's taxonomy places the organism in Eukaryota, Viridiplantae, Streptophyta, Magnoliopsida, Fabales, Fabaceae. The transcript has a single exon. Bases 197 to 1135 code for a protein of 312 amino acids.
UAGACCUGAUCGCUUCAUUUCUCUCUCUCUUUUUACCAUUGUUUUCGGUUCAGGGAUCUUCUUGACGGAGGGUCUUUGUAAUAAAAUGUCGUCAGGUCACUCUCAAUCUUCCCUUCACCAUUGCUUUAACCCUUCUUUAUAAUCAAACCAUUCUCCCACAAUUCUCUCAGGGCUCAGAGACUCUCAGAGAACAAAAAUGAAGAACACCAACAAUUACACUAAACUCAUCCUCCUUCACCCUUAUAUCCAAAAACAAGGAAGCUCCAAUCGGAUAUGGCUUCUGGCUUUUGUCUCCUUCUUCACCCUAGCAUUCCUGGGUACGCUAAUUUACACCCGAGAAUCAUCUUCUUCGAUCACCAAGGUAUCCAAAAUCUCCAUAGUUUCUUCAUCCUCUUCUUCUCCAACCCCUGGUUCUGGGUUACCAGUCACCGUGAUAAACACACUUCUGCAUUAUGCUUCGAAGUCCAAUGACACAUUCCAUAUGCCACACUCAGACCUCAAGCCCAUCUCCGAUGUGCUUCGAAAAUGCUCUUCCCCUUGCAACCUCCUCAUCUUCGGCCUCACACACGAGACCCUCCUGUGGAAAGCCCUGAAUCACAAUGGAAGAACGGUGUUCAUCGAUGAAAACCGCUACUACGCAGCGUACUACGAAGAAUUGUACCCUGAAAUUGAUGCCUACGAUGUGCAGUACACAACCAAAAGGAGUGAAAUGAAGGAGCUUCUAGUUUCAACGAAAGAGCAGGUGACAAAGGAGUGUAAGCCAGUACAGAACUUGCUGUUCUCAGAAUGUAAGCUGGGACUCAAUGACCUUCCGAACCAUGUGUACGAGUUGAGCUGGGACGUGAUACUGGUGGACGGGCCACGCGGGGAUUGGCCCGAAGCGCCGGGAAGGAUGGCGGCAAUAUUCACCGCCGGAGUGCUGGCCAGAAGCAAGAAAGGCGGGAAUCCGAAGACGCACGUAUUUGUGCAUGACUUUGGUGGAGAAGUGGAGAAGCUGUAUGGGAAUGAGUUUCUGUGUAAGCAGAAUUUGGUGGAGGAAAGUGAGACUCUGGGGCAUUACGUGCUGGAGAGGAUGGAUGAGAACAGUGUUCAGUACUGUAAGAACCAGUCUUCGUCAUCUUCUUCGUCUUCUUAAUCUUUUCAAGUGUUUGCCGUCAAGACUCUUAUUACUAUAAAGUUACUCAGUUAGUCCUCCUAGUCACAAACAGGUCAAUCUGGGUAUUUAUCAUGAUCCUUUUGGUUGCUGCUUCAUUUUGUUCAAAUAUUGCUUGGGGCUUGUAAAAAAUAAUUCUUUUUUUCUCCUCCUCCUUCCAUUCCCUUUUCUUCCACUGCAAAUUGUAAUCUCUUCAAAGAAUCCAACCAUUCAAAUUUCAGUUGAGAAUGUUGCUUUUAAUUUAGAGAAAGAUUGUGUAUUUGCUGUUUGCACUUUUAAA